GAGAGAACAGAGGAAAAGAAGAAAAUUUUUGAACUAGCUGGCGGAGCCGCGAAGAAGAAGAAUUCAGAAACAGGCCGUGAAAAGAAGAAACAAGUGGUCACCUACUUGCCACUGGUUGAGCAAAAGCGGCGCGAAACAUGGAGAGCGUAUAAUGGGCGCGAGGGUGACUCGUCACUGUGCGUCACGGACGAGACGAGCACUGUGACGACGCCUGUUUCCGACAGGUCACCAUCGCUAAAGAAAAAACAUUCGCAGCAACCGAUGAUGAUACAAUUGGCCCGGAACGAGCUCUCACCUUAUCAGCAACAAACUAUACGAAAGGGCUCGGAUGCACAGAGUUGGUCUGAGACGGAAAGACCGAAAAUAUCCUGCCUGACAUCAACAAGCAAUGUGACAGAUCGUGCAGACGACUGGUUCAAUGAAGAUUCACCAAGCGAAACACAUUCCUAUGAAGUGGAAGGUAGUGUGGUGCAGGAGGCGACUCCGGAGGAAGUUCGGUAA
This is a messenger RNA of Gongylonema pulchrum, 501 nucleotides long. The record is from the annotation of a GenBank genome assembly. NCBI's taxonomy places the organism in Eukaryota, Metazoa, Nematoda, Chromadorea, Rhabditida, Gongylonematidae.